GCGCGUGCGAUGCGAUCAGAUCCGCGGGCGAGUUGUACACAAACAUGGCCGCAAAGAGCGUUCAAAAUUGCCAGAUACCUCUACUGUUUCCAAUGGCAGUGGUUGUUUGAGAAACAAAAAUGGGAAGUUUACUUUUUGAAAGCAGCGCAGGAUGAAAAUCACCUUCUGCUGAAACUGUUAUCAAUGUCCGUGAGCUCCACGCCACUGGGACUGUAUAAAAGAACCCACCUUAGCAUUGAUAAGCAGUUUGUGAGCGCUCAAGUGAGAGAAAGACUAUUAGACCGACGAGAAGAAAUAAAGAACGUCAUCAAAGAUACACCUUUCCUGCAGUCAUGUUGAAUAAAAUAGGGUCAAAUUCGCUUCAAGUGGUAGUAUUGCUUUUUGCGUUGGUUAUCUUGCCAAGGUCUACUUCGGGAAAUCCUGUUUGUGAUUGCGCGGAAAAAAGUAGCAAAAAGAAGGUCGUGGAUUACAAUGUUCAAAUCAGCGAGUCAGGAGAGAAGUACACUGAAAGAAUUGAGGUGGAUCAAGACAAGAACACGGAAUUGUUCCAAGUUCCCGCUCAUCCUGGUGUUGAUCGUGCCGAUAUCCUGCAUGAUUUUAACCAAAAUUUGACGAUGCUGCGAUCCCCAGAACAGAAUACCUGCUACCUGUUCCCUCUCGCAACGGAGCAGACGACUCCUGAAAAGUUGUUGAGGGAUCUUGAUAAAGCCAGUGGGGUGGUUGUGACAGAGAGCAAGCGGGUUGAUAGCACUUGGAUUCUUGACGGCCAGCUAACCGACCGGUCCACACUCAGCGAGGAGUUAGCGCAUUUUUGUGCGAAAUACUCCAUAUACCAUGUAAAAAAGACCCAAGAUUCCCUUAGUGCAACAAGAGUCCAAGCAGAAGGAAGCCAUACGAUCCGAAAGAGGCGGACUAAACACAUAAACAAACUGUGUCCCGGAGGUAUGGAUUUAGAUACUGCCUUCGGUACCUGUUCUGGCAAGCCUAAAUUUAGGUGCAGAGUUCAAACAAGAACAUGUUACAAGUAUGUGAUCUGCAGUAACGUUGGAGAGGAUGGUGAAGACGGUUAUAUAGACGUACGCCGAUACCGUAGGAUGCAGUAUCUGUCUUCCCAAAGGCAACAUUGCCGUGAAGAGCACAUCUGGAGAUCAAUCGAACUUCUGCAUAUUCUGUUCCGAUGAUGGCGAGUUUGUUUUCAUCCCUGGUUGUAUUUGUUGUCCUAAGUGUUUCAUCAGCCAGCCCUGCUAGUGAUUAGCGACAGAAGAAGGAAUAAGUCGUGGAUUUUAACAUGGAUAUCAUCGAGGGUGGAGUUGGCUACGAACUGAGAAGAUCGAAGUGGAUCUUGAAAAACAGACAGAAUUAUUUCAAGUUCCUUCUCAUCCUGGUGUCGAUCGCAGCGAUGUGUUACACGAUUUCAAAAGCAAUUUGACCAUGUCACACUUCCCGGAAAGCAAGAUCUGUUACCUGUUUCCUCUCGUAAAACCUCAAUCGAGGCCAGAGAAGCUGAU
Stylophora pistillata is the source of this 1508-nucleotide messenger RNA. RefSeq lists its product as uncharacterized. Gene Ontology annotation, molecular function: amyloid-beta binding. NCBI's taxonomy places the organism in Eukaryota, Metazoa, Cnidaria, Anthozoa, Scleractinia, Pocilloporidae. Gene Ontology annotation, cellular component: extracellular exosome; Golgi apparatus; plasma membrane. The record is from RefSeq and is a predicted model, not a curated record. Gene Ontology annotation, biological process: negative regulation of amyloid precursor protein biosynthetic process.